Messenger RNA from Capsella rubella, 1779 nucleotides. Its product is annotated as cactin. Gene Ontology annotation, cellular component: cytoplasm; spliceosomal complex. The transcript has a single exon. Gene Ontology annotation, biological process: mRNA cis splicing, via spliceosome. The coding region runs from base 1 to 1779 and encodes 592 amino acids. NCBI's taxonomy places the organism in Eukaryota, Viridiplantae, Streptophyta, Magnoliopsida, Brassicales, Brassicaceae. Gene Ontology annotation, molecular function: protein binding. The record is from RefSeq and is a predicted model, not a curated record.
AUGGGUUCUCAUGGUAAGAGCAAGAGAGAUGGACAUGGAAGGCAGAAGAAGAAACAAAGAGGAGAAUCCAAUAAUUCAUCAUUGGGAGAAAUAAGAGAGUAUAUGGCCAAAAGAGCUCUGAAGAAGGCAUUAAGUGCAUCAAAGAAACUGAAGAAGUCGUCAGUGUCAGGUUAUUCCAAUGAUUCAAACCCUUUUGGGGAUUCGAACCUCACCGAGGCAUUCGUGUGGAGGAAGAAGAUUGAAAAAGAUGUUAACCAUGGAGCUUCUCUGGAUGAAUUCUCUGUUAAAGCUGGGAGGAGAAGACUUAUGGAGACGAUGGCAGAGGUUGAAAAGGCUAAGAAGAGGAGAGAGGAGAGUGCAGUGGAGAAAGCUCGACAUGAGGAAGAUAUGGCGUUAUUGGCUAGAGAACGUUCUCGAGCUGAGUUUCAAUAUUGGGAGAAGAAAGAAGAAGAGUUCAAUUUCUAUCAAAGCAAGAUGAGGUCAGCGAUUAGAUUAGAUAAAGGUCGAGCCAAGCCAAUAGACGUCCUCUACAAGUAUGUGGAUGAUUCAGGUGAUAUGAAUAUCGAGCUUAGUGAACCUUACAUGGUUUUCAAAGGACUUGACGUUAAAGAUAUGGAAGAGCUUCGUGAUGAUAUCAAAAUGUACUUGGAUUGGGACCGAGCAACUCCAACACGGGUACAGUAUUGGGAGGCGCUUAGCGUGAUAUGUGAUUGGGAGUUAGGAGAAGCUCGUAAAAGGGAUGCCCCUGACCGAGCAAGAAUUAGGGAGGAGAAGGAAUUGCUUGUUGCUCAAGAAAGACGACUACACGCUGGUGUUGAAGCUGAUGUGAGGAAACUUCUUGUUGGGAAGACCCACGAGGAGCUUGUACAACUUCAGUUUGACAUAGAAUCGCAGCUGCGUUCUGGAGCAGCCAAAGUAGUGGAGUAUUGGGAAGCGGUUCUUGAACGCCUAGAUAUAUACAAGGCAAAGGCUUGCUUGAAGGAAAUAAACUCUGAGAUACUCAGGAGACAUCAACACCGCCUCGAGCAACUUUCAGAUGUACAAGAAAAUCGUGUGUUGGGAGAGAAUGAGGAUGAGGUUAACGACAUGAUGAAUCUUUCAGAUGAUGAAGAAACAUUCUCACCACAAGAGGCUGGCUCAUUCUCACCAGAGCUCUUUCACGGUGAUGAUAGUGAAGAAACCAUCGAUCCUGAUGAAGACAAGACUCUACUAGAGAUGGAACGGAUGGUUGUGUUGAAGGAACAGAGGAAGAAGCGGCUUAGAGAAGCAAUGAACUCAAAUACAGCAAAUGUAGAAGAUAACUUGGAGCUUAAGGCAAUGAAAACAAUGGGAGAAACGGAGGAAGGUGAUGUUUUAUUUGGAUCGAACGCUGAAGUGAAUCUUGAUUCCAAGGUAUACAAGUGGCAUGACAAGUACCGGCCAAGAAAACCCAAGUAUUUCAACCGAGUUCACACGGGUUACGAGUGGAAUAAGUAUAACCAAACACACUAUGAUCACAAUAACCCGCCUCCAAAAUUUGUUCAAGGGUACAAGUUUAACAUCUUCUAUCCGGAUUUAGUAGACAAGACUAAGGUUCCCACUUGUACUAUAGAGAAAGAUGGGACAAGCUCUGAAACUUGUAUAAUCCGGUUUGAAGCUGGUCCGCCUUAUGAAGACAUUGCGUUCCGGAUUGUGAAUAACGAAUGGGAGAAAUCUCAUAAGAAAGGUUACAAAUACACGUUUGAGCAUGGGAUUCUGCAUUUGUACUUCAAUUUUAAACGACAUCGUUACAGACGAUAA